Messenger RNA from Drosophila novamexicana, 1658 nucleotides. RefSeq lists its product as uncharacterized. The record is from RefSeq and is a predicted model, not a curated record. The coding region runs from base 124 to 1149 and encodes 341 amino acids. The transcript has a single exon. Lineage: Eukaryota; Metazoa; Arthropoda; Insecta; Diptera; Drosophilidae.
AUACGCUAAAUAUCACAUAAAACAAUCUAUUCGCAAAUGCAAAAAAUGUAUGCAAAUCAAUGGGGAAAUUACGCAUAAGAGAAGCACAACUACACAUACAAGCACACACACACACACACCACAAUGGACGGCCUGCAAGCGGGCGAUGCGUGUGUGGAAUGCCUGAGUCAGGGCCUGAAUCACAAGCUGCGCUACUUUUACCUGAAUCUCGAGGAGCAGCUGCUUAAAUGUGAAUCCCGCACCUGCCUUUGGCCGCACAACGAUGCCGUCUCCUCCUCCUCCUGCUCCGAUGUGGAGGAUGGCGAGACGCAAUCACAGUCCACGCAUGUGGAUGAUGAUGAAUUUAUUAAGCAGCUGCUCGAACAGCUGGCAACGAGCAAUGAUUCCACAAUGGAAACAAGUGAAACCAAUCCGAACAGCUGUGAUUCCAGUUUGAAGAACAUUGAGGAUAUUCUCUCCAUGCCUAAUCACUGGCAAAGUGCACAGCAGCUGCUCUGCAGUGCAAAUGCCAAUAGUUCAAACACCUUUAAUCUCGAGCAAUGUGAUAAGCUUUCACCUGUUGCAGCAGCCACAACAACAACAACAACAACGGCACAGUCUAUGCCUGAUUUGCUAACGGAACCUGCUUGCAUAACGGAACUAUUAAGCUCGCCUGCCAAUGAGCCUGCUCCAGCUUCCAGCUCCCAGCCCGAACCAGCCUUUGAACUGAGUGCCAAAGCUGGCAAUAUUGUCUACACGAUCUCCAUAGCGCAAUCCAUGCCCAAACCCAAGAGCCCAACGCCUAAGCGGAGUUUCUUCCAGACGCCGCCGAGAAAGGCCUCCACACAGGUGCGCAAAAACCAGGAGCAUCAGCCGCAGGCCGCGUCCAGCACUGCUGCAACGGCGCCCACACAGACCGCGAGCCUGUUUCUGGACGCACUGAAGCGUCCAACAACGCUGACGAUGGCAACGCGGCGUCCACCACGCGGCAGGAAUGCCAAGCGUCGCGAAAAUGCGCCCUCUGGCGGCGCACGUUGGCGCAUACAAGAUGUGAAGCAGACGCUGGAGCGCAUCGAGGCGGUCAGCAGGCAGAAGGAGAGCAAAACAGAAAGUGAAUCGGAACUGGAACCGGAACUGGAGCAGCAAGCAAAAGCCAAAGAAAACGCAUAGCAAAUUCAUUGAGCAAAGCGAAAAAAAAAAAAACAAAUUUGGCAUUUUUGUUGUCUUUCGAAAUAAAUUCGCCCACGAAAAAUUUGCAUGUGUAUCCGCCAUUUACAAACAAAUUCCGAUUAUUUAUAAACAUUGAGAAUUUUGACGGUCACUGCUUUAUUUAUGCGCGGCACGCGUCCAGCGCAUGUUGAGCAAUGUUCGAUUUGGAGAUCUGCAGAUAGCGCUCCCACAAAUGCUGCGAAUCAAGAAAGCAAAAGAGAAGGAAAGCAGGUCAAACCAAGUGCGUCACAAGAUGCAAGGCGCCGAGAGUCGCAACGAGACGAGCCGCUGAUAAGUUCCAAACAUGAACGCACAGUGGUGUCAAGUCUGCCGGAAAGGCAACCAAAUUGCCAAAUACAAAUUCGCGAACAUUUUCAACACUUGACACAGUCUAAAAAUACUUAAGGAAUCUAUAAAUAAGAGACGUCAACAGAUAGGUGGGCAACGCGAAUAGAGAGAGAGAGAGAAAA